UUCAGAUAAAGUGAUAAAAUAUCAACUAACCAGAUAAACUAAUAUUCAUAUUUAAAUAAAACAAAUAAAAGGCAGGUGUCAAUAUGGCCUGCUUUCCUCGAUUGUUCCAUCAUCGCAACAAAAACAAGUUCACUCCCGCCCAAGACGAGAACACCGACACGAUACUCAACACGCACGAUAGUCCGGUGCAAAUCGGCUUGUACAUUCGGCGCGAGGAAAAGCCCCUUUACACGCCCAUCGUUACGCCCAGUGCCAGUGAGGCCAAGCUGCAACGGCUAAGACUGCAGCCCACGAACUCCUCCUCCUCAUCCUCCUCGCCCAGCAGCUUCCCGCUGCAGACUUUGGCCGAAAACGGCGGCGAAAACAAUACAAACAGCCUGCAGAGGCAGCCAAAGAAGUUUCGCUCCAACAAGAGCAAACUGCAGCCGUGCAAAAGGAAGGAGAAGCAAGAUGACGAGCCGCAGGCGGAGGGAGACCCCGUCAAUGGCAAUGCAAUUAAUGUCACACGUUCAAAUUCCAAAUUAAAGCCAGUCAAAGAGCGGCGACCCACAGCCCUGCCCACAGAGGCGCCCAAUAUCGAGUUUGAUGACGUGGAGGAGUCGGGGGCUCGGGCCAGCGCAGACGGCGGUGCCUGUGCCGAUGGAGGCGAUGCUGUCGACGGCAAGUCAAAGCUCGGAGUGAAUGAGAAUGGAAUAAUUGAUGAGGUCGUCACGCCGUCGGGCACCACAUCUCCUGCAACGGAUGGGGGAAAUGUAAAGUUUUUCAUUGGUCAUACACAGGAACUUAGCACAGACCAAGCAGAUGAUACCUUGUCCUGGCAGAGCAGCGACACCAACAACAACAGCAACAUAAACCGCACGUUGGUUGGGGCAAAUGGGGCACUGCCACAAGAUCGGCCAGAAGGGGGAGGGCAGCAGCUGCUCGAAGCUCCGCCCAACGGCAAGAGUAGCAGCAAUGUGUCACUCAAUUAUCUUACAAAGUGCAGUGGCGACAGUCACCGUCGACGACGUGCGUCUACCAUGCCAGAUAUUAACAUACCGCCUGCGCCGCCGAUGCCUGCCGAGCUGCUGGUCCCCGGAACGCCUGUACACUUGCGGAAGAAACGGAGCGUCGAAUGCCGGCAGAACCCACAAACAGACGUCAAACUAAGUCCUCCGGAGGCUUCGAAUAAUCAAGAACAAAUACCAACACCUUCGCGGAACAGCGAUGGAGAGAAGAGCCGACUCACCGAACCAUCGGUUCCAAAGGCUCAUCGUGUGGAAGGUGGACUGAUCUAUGUCCGACCGAAUUACCCCAUUCAAGGCGACCUUCAAAUCGAAUCAAUUACAAAAGACAAAGCCACACGCAAUCUCAUACACAUGGCCAUUGAACGCAAUGAUUUCCUUAAUAACCUAAUGGACAAAGAGCGGAAGGAGAUGGUUAUCAAUGCAAUGGCGCCGGCUAGCUACAAGAAGAAUAGUUACAUCAUCCACGAGCACGAGGAGGGCUCCGAGAUAUAUGUAUCCGCCGAGGGCCACUACGAUGUCAUACGUGCCGGACAGCUUGUGGGCAACUUUGGACCGGCAACCGUAUUCGGGGAGCUGGCAAUACUCUAUAACGCCCCCAGGCAGGCCACCAUUAAGGCUGCCACUGAUGCCCGAGUUUGGAAAAUAGCACGUGAGACCUUUCGAGCCAUCAUGCAAAUCUCGGGUUCCAGGGAACGCGAAGAAAACCUUCAGUUCCUCCGGUCGGUUCCAUUUCUGCAAGAGCUCGAGGAAAGCUUGCUCAACAAAGUUGUUGACCUCCUGCAAAGGAAAUUCUAUGAGACUGGCAGCUGCAUUGUACGUGAAGGCGAGGUGGGAAACGAGUUCUAUAUCAUUCGAGGCGGAACCGUUACCAUAAAAAAGGAGGACGAGUCAAAAGAGGAGCAAGUUGUGGCAAGGCGCAAGCGAGGCGACUACUUUGGCGAGCAGGCGCUUCUGAAUGCGGAUGUGCGGCAGGCCAGUGUCUAUGCAGAUGCACCAGGCACUGAGGUCCUAAAAUUGGAUAGAGAAGCGUUUAUAAGCUAUUUGGGAACUAUCAAGCAACUUCGUGACAAGCCUAGUCAGCGGACCGAGCCCCAUGGUCGCUCCAGUAACAAAAGCAUGGAGUUUGACAACGAGCAUGCCCAGAUAGCCAUCUCCGAACUGAAGAAGGUGGCCACCUUGGGUGCUGGUGCUUUUGGACGUGUGGAUCUGGUGGCCUAUGGCCAGCUAACGUUUGCCCUGAAAAUAAUCAAGAAGAUCGAGGUGGUCAAGCAGGAUCAGAUCGAGCACGUCUACAACGAGAAGAACGUGAUGAUCAAGUGCCGGCAUUCGCCGUUCAUAGUGCAACUCUACCGAACGUACCGGAACGACAAAUACGUCUACUUUCUAAUGGAGGCCUGCAUGGGCGGCGAUGUGUGGACAGUGAUGUCGAAGCGGCAGUACUUCGAUGAGAAGACCGCCAAGUUUAUAGCGGGCUGUGUCGUCGAAGCCUUCGACUUUCUGCACUCGCACAACUUUAUUUACAGGGACCUCAAGCCUGAGAACCUCAUGCUGGGCACAGACGGCUACUGCAAACUGGUGGACUUCGGGUUUGCCAAAUAUGUUCGUCCGAAUGAGAAGACAAACACCUUUGCCGGUACGCCGGAAUAUGUGGCACCCGAGAUUAUUCUGGACCGUGGGCACGAUCGCUCCGUCGACUACUGGGCGUUGGGCAUUCUAAUCUACGAACUGCUGGUUGGCAAAACGCCCUUUAGAGGCGUGAACCAAAUAAAGAUUUAUCAGCAAAUCCUCAGCGGCAUCGAUGUCAUACACAUGCCCACUCGAAUCCCCAAAUCCGCGCAGCACCUGGUGCGUCAUCUGUGCAAACAGCUGCCUGCCGAACGCUUGGGAUACCAGCGCAAGGGGAUUUCCGAUAUCAAGCGACACAGUUGGUUCGAGAGUCUGGAUUGGCAGCGACUGAAAGAUAAACAAUUGCCUUCCCCAAUAAAGCGACCCCUCAAAAGUUGGACCGACUUGCAAUACUUUGGGCCGUCCGGCGUGGAAAACGAUUAUGAGCCGCCGGAAGAGUUGAGCGGGUGGGACGUGGACUUUUAGUGGCUAGGAAUGUUAAAAGCGAACAUUGAAGUGUAAAGUAAAGGCUUAAAGUAUUAUAGGCGUUGCAUUUAUGUUUCUAGAACUUUAAAUUCCCGCUAAGUUAUAUAGGUAUUGUUUAAUUACGUGACGCUUCUUAAAUUUAAAUAAUAAAUGUAUCUGGAUAGAUUUUAUACACAUUUCACUUAAUGAAUAGACCUAAGAGUAGUUUACAUUAAUUUUGUAUAAACCGAGAUACAUCUUUUCCAUUUAAUUUCACCCACACGGUCGCUUCUGCUCGAAGUGCAGCAAUUCAGUCAUCAGCUCAUUUGUAUUCACGGAAUCAAUUAGAACAGCACACUUGUUUCCUUUGAUAUCGCCAGAACACGCCGACGAAUAAACAAACAAAUUCAAUUAAGAUGUUAUGCUACUCUUCUCUGGCCGGACGGAACUCCGGCCAGAGUUACAGUAAUACUAGUUUGUCCUUAACAACUGCAAAUUAGCAAAAGACCCUCAUAUCUGUUCUCCACUGGAAGACAGACAUUUUACCUAUGAAUGCAAUGUUAUUUGUUACUGUUUUCUCAAUUAAAUAAAUAAGCUUGGUUCUAAA
Molecule: messenger RNA, 3684 nt
Organism: Drosophila pseudoobscura
Lineage: Eukaryota; Metazoa; Arthropoda; Insecta; Diptera; Drosophilidae
Product: cGMP-dependent protein kinase 1
Exons: 10
Coding region: 84-3098 (1004 amino acids)
Biological process (GO): protein phosphorylation
Molecular function (GO): cGMP-dependent protein kinase activity; ATP binding
Source: RefSeq, a predicted model, not a curated record